AGCCUCUCUUCUGGAUGUUGGCUAUUCCUGCCAGCUUGGUGCCGUCUGCAGAUUUGAUGAGUUCCCCAUCUAAAAUAACAUUAGAACUCUCUGACCCACCAGCCGAUUUUGUCCCACUGGAAAGGGAGACAGAAAAAAAAUGGGGUAUUUUCAGAGAGAGAGAGGGGGUGGUGAAAGUUUUUAAAGAGUAAGAUUUGAGCCUUCAAAAAAUCAGGUUCUGAGUUAAAACUAUAUUCCCUCUAAUCCUUUUAAUACCUUGGUUUUAUUUGCAGUUGCGAAAACCAACCUAUAUCAAUCCCUUGUUUCUCCAAUUCUUGUUUUUGUUUUAUUCCAUCCACUUCUGUUAAGAUAUCUUUAUAUCUGAUUAUAUUCUUCAUGUUGCUCAUAUUUGGUUGGGUCAAUGCUUCCAUUGUUGAAAGCCACAUUGGUAUUUCUAUAUAGUGUUUCCUUUUUACUCUUCCCCAUGUUAUCAAUAAUCCAUUCCUUACGCAACCUCGUUGGAAGUAUCUUACUUUUACCAUACCACAUACUGCAGUUUUUUGCGCUGACUUGCCCUGUGCAUUUUUGCUCUCCCUAGCCCCACAUGUGUCCCUUUUGUGUCUCUCUCUGUGUUUCUUUCUCCACAUUCCUCCAAAGGGUGUUUGAGGUUGUAUUAUGCGCCUUAUUUCAUCCGCAGGGACGUUCUGGUGAACAUUUUCCACCUUGGUUUUCUGAGGUAGUUUGAGAAAGUCUCUGAGGGGUUUUUGGAAAUCAAGGCGAAGACCUCCUGCUUUAUCUGAUAUCUUUCUAUCUGCAGCUCCAAGGGAUUGGGUGGGUUUGCCAGAUCAUCCUGGAGAAAUGGCUGUCUUCCUCUUUGCCCUCAAGACUGAUGGCCUUCCAUGUUUUUUUUCCCCCCUCCUUUCAGAAACUUCCGGAAACACCUCCGCAUGGUAGGGAGCCGUCGCAUGAAGGCGCAAACUUUUGCCGAGCGGCGUGAGAGAAGUUUCAGCCGGUCCUGGAGUGACCCAACUCCCAUUAAGCCUGAAAACCUCAGUGAUUCCCGAGAAAGCCAUGAAUUCCAGGACUCCUGCUGUGCCGUUGACAAAGACGUUGACUUGAACUGGGAGGCAGAGAAAGAACUGGAAGCAGCCGCCUGCAGUGGGGAGGACUUCGUUCCCCCCAAAAUCAUGCUCAUUUCCUCCAAAGUGCCCAAAGCUGAGUAUGUUCCAACAAUUAUCCGUCGCGAUGACCCAUCGAUCAUCCCCAUUCUCUACGCAGAGGAAAUUGAAAAAAAACUGAACAUCUACCGGAAGGGCUGCAAAAUUUGGAAAAUGAUGAUUUUUUGCCAGGGAGGUCCGGGCUAUUUAUACCUCUUGAAGAAUAAAGUCGCCACUUUUGCCAAAGUGGAGAAGGAGGAAGACAUGAUCUACUUCUGGAAGCGGUUGGGCCGUCUGAUGAGCAAGCUGAACCCGGUCCCGAAUGUCAUCCACAUCAUAGGGUGUUACGUCUUGGGGAACCACAAUGGUGAGAAGGUUGCUUCUCUCCUUCUUGACUUCCCCUCCUUUCCCCUGGCAGGAAAGGAAAUGAUUGAGACUUAUUUCGACUUCCGUCUCUACCGAGUCUGGAAAACCCGCCAGCAUUCCAAGCUGUUCGAUUACGACGACAUUUUAUGAGGGCCACCAGGACGGGGGCCAGCAGGAAUCUCCACGGGUAUCCCGAGCAGGCGGGCGUCGCCAAGAGCGGGAGAUCUUUUUCACGGUUGGCGAGGAGGCCCAGAGAGGCUCCCAAGAAGCCAGUAGAGGGCCUUCAAGAAGUCCGCCGGGCAACUUGAGGCACGAGUUGGAUGGAGCACGGCGGACGGGGGUGGGCGAGGUGGCAUGUCUUCAGGGACCGAGGUGGUUUCAGAUGGCAAGACGCCCAACGCCAUGACAGGUUCUUCUCCGAAGACAUUUGAAGCUCAGGUUUCCUACAACCGAUCAUCUCGUUUAUCUCUACUUAGUUGUCAUGAAGGGCGAAGAAGGACUUCUCUGGUCCAGCGCUUGGAGAGGAUUGAUCAAACCCUUCGGUGGGUUUGAAGAAAGCCAGACCUCAGAAAAAGUCUCAUCCAUUUUAAGAACAUGUGUGAAUUCUCUCUCUCACACACAAACACACACCCAUACAACCCAUACACAUCUACAGAAGUGCAAUUUUCUUUCUUUCUUUCUUUCUUACAAACAAAGAGGAAAUAUUUAAUCAACUGUUGCCGUACCGCGCACACCGAUGUCUGGUAGAUGAGAUAUUAUUAUUUUUUUGAGUCUGCUCGAUAUUGAAUAUAUUCGACAUCGUAAUAUAUCUGUCUCUCCAUAUCUAUAUUUAUAUCUAUGGGUAGCUAGAGAUGACCUCUGUCCAAAUUCUUUCUGCGACUAGCUGCAAAGCUGUCGAAUCCUUCACUUUGGAUUCCAGCAAAACUCUGGAG
Molecule: messenger RNA, 2434 nt
Organism: Thamnophis sirtalis
Lineage: Eukaryota; Metazoa; Chordata; Lepidosauria; Squamata; Natricidae
Source: RefSeq, a predicted model, not a curated record